Messenger RNA from Parastagonospora nodorum SN15, 927 nucleotides. RefSeq lists its product as hypothetical. Gene Ontology annotation, molecular function: ubiquitin protein ligase activity. Gene Ontology annotation, biological process: protein ubiquitination. The transcript has a single exon. The record is from RefSeq and is a predicted model, not a curated record. Lineage: Eukaryota; Fungi; Ascomycota; Dothideomycetes; Pleosporales; Phaeosphaeriaceae. Bases 1 to 927 code for a protein of 308 amino acids.
AUGGCUUCUAAUACUCUCAAUACCUCCAACCAGCUUCCUACUCAAACCGAUUUCUUUCACAGCGGAGCAAUUCGCAUCUCGGCACGGCCAGGCAACUGUAACAUCUGUGCAGAGCCUCUGGAAACCGAAGUUAUCAAGCUGAUAGCCUGUCGUCAUAUGUUCCACCUGGAAUGUGCCAUAGCGUGGUUUGAAUCAGAUAACGCCCGUAGAGGCUCCUGUCCGAAUUGCCGCUGCGAGCUAUUCGAGCCUGCACCGCUCACUCAAGCUCAGAUAGACGCGCUUGACGAGGAGAUGAUGGAUCCGGACGACCAGGAGGCAGAUGAUGAUGAGCGGUACGAGCUGUCCGAUUUGGACGAGCAGGAGCCAUAUGUAGACGAGCCAUACGGGCCGCACUACGAUCCGCCCAUGUCAGAGUUCAUCGACGAUUCCGACGCACCACCAGUUCCGCGACGCGUCCGACGUCGCAGGACCAAUACUGAACCUGUAGCCGAGCCUGUUGAUCAGCACCCCGUGCAGCCGCCACCUCGGGCAAUGCUGGAUCCUCGCCCGUGGCGAGUGCUAUACGAUACCCAGGCGUUCAGGGAUGAGACAGACGCGGGAGUGGCGGGAUUACUCGCUUCUGCUAAAGAGCUCAACCAAACUGAAGCCUUGUGGAGGGCAACGCACACGCGUCGAUUUGAUGUGCUCCGCAAUGAUGCUGACGAGUCUGUCGAUAACGAGGUGGUACCCAUCAGUGCGGGAAGUCGUAGAGGAAGUCAGGAUGGACCACAAGCUAGAGAGGGAAAGGGAGAACGGGUAGAAUCAAAUUCGGAUGAAGACGCUAUCAAGUGUCUUUACGACGACAUUGAAGAACCAUGGCAGCUUCUGCCACCCCAAGGUGAUUCUUCCGCACAUUCAGAAGUCUAUGAAGACCUGGAUCAAUCGUGA